AGUUAGAAAGUAUUAAAAGUAGCAUUUUCUAUGCAUUAAGUUACGGACAUGAUUAGACACGCAGAAAAUAAAGAGUAAAGGGCGUCACGAAAUUAGCUUUUUGACAAUCGGUGUUAUUCAAUCAAACUCCUGCUUCCAAUCCCAUCUUUUAUCUCCUUUCCUCUUUUUCUUGACCUGUGUUAAAUUCACGUCAGAAUCUUAAACUAAGUGAUCAAGAUGUCGUGGGAUUCUCCUAAUAACAAUUCUUCUGCUGGUCAACCUGACUUUUCCUCCGGUAAUGUUGGCUGGGGUUCUGACAAUGCUACUGGCGGUAAUGUUGAUUUUUCUUCUGGUAAUGCUGGCUGGGGCGCUGACAGUAACACUGCUGGUGGUAACGCUGAUUUCUCCUCUGGUAAUGCUGGUUGGGGUGCUGACGAUGCAGCUGUUGGUAAUAACUUUGCCAAUGCUGGUGGUAACGAUUUCAGCAAUGGCAAUGGUUUUGGUGGUGCUACCAACGACUUCAGUAACGGCACUGCGGCAAGCAAGUAUGCUAAUAAUGAUGCCUAUGAAGAAGCUCGUACGGAACGACCUCCACGAGCUGAACCUACCGAAGAACAACUUCAACACAGAAAUUACAACUGGGCUUCUAACCGUGCUCGUUAUGAAUACAAUGAAAAUGCUAUUGAUGCGAAUGGAAUGGCCCCUCGUGAUGCUGCUCUUGAACAAGAACUUUUCGAAGAAAAUGCUGCUGAACAGCAAACAACUCUUGAUUUCUCCAAGUAUGCAUCUAUUCCUGUACGCGUAGAACGUGGAACAGCUCCCCCUCCUAUCAAGAGUUUUGAGGAAGCUGACCUUCAUCCUGUUAUGAAGGAAAAUGUUAGACUUGCUCGUUAUACCGCUCCUACCCCUGUUCAGAUGCAUUCUAUUCCUAUUGUUACUUCUGGCAAAGAUUUAAUGGCAUGUGCUCAAACUGGCUCCGGUAAGACUGCAGCUUUCUUGGUUCCCACUCUUUCAGCUCUCUUCAGCAGAGCCAAGGAACUUCAAAAGCCUCGACCAGCCCCUUACGAAACUAGAACUUAUAAAGCUGAGCCUUUAGUCCUUAUCAUUGCUCCUACCAGAGAACUUUGCUCCCAAAUUUUCGAUGAAUGUAGAAGAUUUACUUAUAGAUCUCCCCUUAGACCUUGUGCUAUCUAUGGUGGUGCUGAUUCUUUCAGUCAACUUCGCCAACUUGAGCGUGGUUGUGAUGUCUUGGCUGCUGCUCCUGGUCGUCUCAUGGAUUAUAUUCAACGCGGUAAAAUUGGUCUUAACAGAAUCAAAUAUCUUGUCUUAGAUGAGGCCGAUCGUAUGCUUGAUAUGGGUUUCGAAGCUAUCAUUCGUAACAUCAUCUUGAAGAAUGAUAUGCCUACUGAUAGGCAAACUCUUUUAUACUCUGCCACCUUCCCCAGAGCUAUCCGUGCUCUUGCUCGUGACUUUUUAAAACCUGAUUAUCUUUUCUUGAAGGUCGGUCGCGUUGGUGGUACUUCUAGUGCAAUUACACAAAACAUUAUGUACGUUCCUGAAGAAGAUAAGAGAGAGGCUCUUCGUACUUUGCUGAACUCUCAACCACCUAGUCGUACUUUGAUUUUCGUCGAAACUAAGAGAAGUGCUGAUAGUUUGGAUCAAUAUCUUUUCGAUCGUGGUUUCCCCUCUACUUCCAUUCACGGUGAUCGUACUCAAAUGGAAAGAGAAGAUGCCCUUCUCGCUUUUAAGAGAGGCAAAUGUCCUAUUUUGGUUGCUACCGCUGUUGCUGCUCGUGGUAUUGAUAUCCGUAAUGUUAUGCAUGUCGUUAACUAUGAUAUGCCUCAGGAUAUGGAUGAAUACAUUCACCGUAUUGGUCGUACCGCUCGUGUCGGUAAAUCUGGUUUGGCUACCUCCUUCUAUAACGAAAGAAGCGACCUGUUAGCUCCUGAAUUGACCAAGCUGUUGAAGGAAUGCAAACAAAAUAUCCCCGAUUUCUUGGAACAAUAUGUUACUGACGAUAUGACUUUCGAUGAAGAUCUUGAUGAUACUGGAGUAGAAGCUCCCUCUUACGCUGGUCAAGAAUACGUUCCCAUGGAAAGAACUGCUCCUGGUGCUCCUCAAGGAUAUAACAAUGCUGAAGCUACAGGUGCUGCUGAUGCUGCCUGGGAUUCAGGUAACACUGGUGGUCAUAGCGGCGCUCGUGAAGGAGAUUGGGAUUGCCCUGAUUGUGCCACUAGCAACUAUGCUUCUCGCUUUAAGUGCUUCAAGUGUGGUACUCCCAAUCCUAAUGGCGGUAGUGGUGGUGGCCGCCCUGGUGAUUGGAACUGUCCUGACUGCGGUAUUUCUAACUUCGCUUCUCGUUAUGAAUGCUUCAAGUGCGGUGUUCCUAAACCCGAAGGUCUCGGUGGUGGCGACUUUGGUGGUGGAAGACGUCCUCCUCGUGAAAGACGCGAAGGUGAUUGGGAUUGUUCUAGCUGCGGUGCUGUAAACUUUGCAUCUCGUUUUGAAUGUUUCAAGUGUUCUGCUCCAAAGGAGAGCGAUGGUGCUGGUUUCAAUUCUGGUUAUGGUGGUUACGACAACAACACUACUACUGAUACAUCUAAUCUCGACUCUGCAAAUUGGGAUAGCACAGCCGCUACUGCUGGUUGGUCUGCUGAACCAGCUGUCAAUGCUUCUUCUAAUGACGCUGCUUGGGGAGCGUCCACUGAAACCCCCGCUGACGCUGCUCCAGCUCCAGCUACUGGUGAAUGGGGCGCAUCGAAUGAUACACCUGCCGCUGCCGCUCCUCCUGCUCCUGCCAACGGUGGUUGGGGUGCUUCCAAUGAUACUCUUGCCGCUGCCGCUCCUCCUGCUCCUGCCAACGGUGGUUGGGGUGCUUCCAAUUAUACUCCUGCUCAAGCAGCACCUGCUGCUAGCGGAUGGGGAGCUCCAGCCCAAGCUGCUGAACAACCCAAGCCAACUACACCACCUCCUGCUGCCGCUGGUGGAUGGGGUCCCCCUGCUCCUACACAACCUUCACCUGCUCCUGAGGCUUCUACUGGAUGGGGCGCUCCUACUCAACAAACAAGCCCUGCUCCUGCUCAAUCAAUGCCUACUCCCGCUGCUGCCAGUGGAUGGGGUGCUCCUGCUCAAUCUACACCAAACCCUGCUAAGUCCGCCUCUCCUGCACCGGUUCAACAACAUCAACAACAACAAGCUCCUGCACAAGCUGCUCCUGCAAAUGAUGAUGGAUGGGGUACUGCUCCUGCAGUUAGUGCCGAUGGAUGGGGUGCUCCUCCUGCUCAAUCUAGUGGACCCGGUUGGUAA
This is a messenger RNA of Mycotypha africana, 3285 nucleotides long. RefSeq lists its product as uncharacterized. The transcript is spliced from 9 exons. Gene Ontology annotation, molecular function: RNA binding; ATP binding; RNA helicase activity. Lineage: Eukaryota; Fungi; Mucoromycota; Mucoromycetes; Mucorales; Mycotyphaceae. Gene Ontology annotation, cellular component: nucleus. Bases 217 to 3285 code for a protein of 1022 amino acids. The record is from RefSeq and is a predicted model, not a curated record.